Taeniopygia guttata (zebra finch) is the source of this 4132-nucleotide messenger RNA. RefSeq names its product GRB2 associated binding protein 1 (gene GAB1). Gene Ontology annotation, cellular component: cytoplasm. The record is from RefSeq and is a predicted model, not a curated record. Gene Ontology annotation, biological process: signal transduction. Lineage: Eukaryota; Metazoa; Chordata; Aves; Passeriformes; Estrildidae. Gene Ontology annotation, molecular function: signaling adaptor activity.
GCCGAAGUUGCGGCGGGGCGGCGGCCGCCCCUGUCGUUUCUCUCGAUGUCCGCGUAACUCGGCGGCGGCGAGCAGGAGAAGGCAGGGAGGACCCUCCCGCCUCAGCCCCGCUCGCCGCCCCGCUCCCCUCCGGCGGGCUGUUGUGCGAGAGAGACAGACAGACACACACACCCUGCGCCCCGUCCCGCCCCUUGCCCCGGGAGGCCAGGCCGGGCGCGGUGCUGCCGCCGCCGAUCGGGGCUCCCUGUGUCCGCUGCUCGAGGAAGAGAAGGAGCAGGAGGCGGAGGGAGCGCCCCGGCGGGCAGCGGCGCAGCCAUGAGCGGCGGGGAGGUGGUCUGCUCGGGCUGGCUCCGAAAGUCCCCGCCGGAGAAGAAGUUGAAACGCUACGCAUGGAAGAGAAGGUGGUUUGUGCUUCGGAGCGGCCGCUUAACGGGGGAUCCAGAUGUAUUAGAAUACUAUAAAAAUGACCAUGCCAAGAAGCCUAUCCGUAUUAUUGACUUAAAUCUGUGUCAACAAGUGGAUGCUGGAUUAACGUUCAACAAAAAGGAGUUUGAAAACAGCUAUAUUUUUGAUAUCAACACUAUAGACCGAGUUUUCUAUUUGGUAGCGGAAAGCGAGGAGGAGAUGAAUAAGUGGGUUCGAUGUAUCUGUGAUAUCUGUGGGUUCAACCCUACAGAUGAGGAUGCUGUGAAGCCACCAGUUAGUUCUUUACAACCAUCUGCUGAGUUACCCUUGCCCAUCAACACUUCACUGCCUUCCACGCAAGCAGAAUCUUCCCUUCCUUCUCCUUAUCGGCUUAUUAACGUCCCCCCUCUGGAGUCUUCCUCUGGUCAAGAAGAUCCUCAAGACUACUUACUGCUAAUAAACUGUCAAAGUAAAAAACCUGAACCUAUGAGAUCUCAUGCUGACUUUGCAAAAUCCAGCUCUUCAGAAACAGACUGCAACGAUAACCUGCCCUCCCACAAAAACCCUGCUGCAGCAGGGAGCAAGCACGCUGUGAACGGCUUCUUCCCGCAGCAGGGUGUCUACGAUUCCCCACCUGCCCGCUCCGCGCUGACGCUGGCAGACUCCAGCCUCUACAACCUGCCUAGGAGUUACUCCCAGGAUGUUUUGCCCAAGGCAGUGUCUCCAUCUGGAACUGAUGCCGAAGGAGAGCAACAUGUUUUCAAUACCCCAUCAGCAACGUCAUUAGACACACAGAUGAGGCACAUCUCCAUUAGCUAUGACUUUCCCCCCACACCUGGAGGUACUUAUCAGAUCCCACGAACUUUCCCAGAGGGAACACUGUCUCAGACUUCAAAACUGGAGACUAUUCCAGACAUCCCUCCACCUCGGCCGCCCAAACCUCACCAGGCAGCAGAUCGAUCUCCUGUGGAAACCUGUAGCAUCAGUCGCACUGCUUCAGACACUGACAGCAGUUACUGCAUUCCUGCCGCAGGAGUGCCGCCCUCACGCAGUAACACCAUUUCAACGGGAGAUCUGAAUGUCUUCAGGAAAGAAAUUAGUUCUCAAGACUGUUAUGAUAUUCCACGAACGUUUCCGAAUGACAGAUCUAAUUCAUUGGAGGGCUUCCAUAACCACUUCAAACACAGAAGCAUGUUGACAGUGGGAAGUGUUUCAAGUGAAGAACUAGAUGAAAAUUAUGUCCCAAUGAAUCCCAACUCUCCUCCACGACAGCAUUCCAGUAGCUUCACUGAACCCAUCCAGGAAACAAACUAUGUACCAAUGAUACCUGGCACAUUUGAUUUUCCAUUGUUUGGAAAGCAAGUCCCUCCUCCUGCUCACAUGGGUUUCAAGUCCAGCCCAAAGACCCCUCCCAGACGGUCGGUACCUGCUGCAGAAUGUGAGCCACCGCCAGUGGACCGGAACCUCAAACCAGACAGAAAAGCAAAACCAGCUCCACUAGAAAUAAAACCUCUGCCUGAGUGGGAAGAAUUACAAGCUCCAGUUAGAUCUCCUAUCACCAGAAGCUUUGCACGAGACUCCUCCAGGUUUCCCGUGUCUCCCAGACCGGAUUCAGUUCAUAGCACAACUUCCAGCAGUGACUCGCAUGACAGUGAAGAGAAUUAUGUAUCCAUGAACCCAAAUCAGUCCACUGACGACCCAAAUUUGUUUGGAAGCAAUAGCCUUGAUGGAGGAAGCAGCCCUAUGGUAAAACCUAAAGGAGAUAAGCAAGUGGAAUAUUUAGAUCUGGACCUAGAUUCGGGAAAGUCUACCCCGCCUCGUAAGAAGAAGAACAGUGGCUCAGGCAGCAGCAUGGCAGACGAGAGGGUUGAUUACGUUGUGGUGGACCAGCAGAAAACGCUGGCCCUGAAGAGCACGCGAGAGGCAUGGACUGAUGGCAGACAGUCUACGGAGUCCGAGACACCCACGAAAAGUGUGAAGUGAAAACACUGCUUUGUCUUUGAAGAAUGGAGAGAACUGAAUUUUGAAGAAUCACAGAACCAUAAUGGUAGUGUUGUUCAGCUGUACAGUACCUGAUUCCCUGGGGUGGGAAUCAGUUCCUCACCAAAUAGGUUGGAAGCCAAAAGACACUUUGAAUAUAUCAAAGGAACUUUAAGAUCAUGAAUUGGCUCUGUGGUGUCUGGAAAAAUCACAGCCUGUAAAUAACCUGUAAAAUAAUCUCACUUAGCUUUCAGAAAGUCUUUUGUUCUGUAGUUAACACAUUUGUGGUAUUACAGUGUUUAUGCACUUUCUCAGUUACAAUGUUGGUUCAGGUAUUCACAGUUAGUGUACCUUAAUGUCUAAUUCAUCUGGAGAAUUCUUUUUUCCUUACACUACUAUUCCUCACAAUUUUAGGUUAAUUAAGCUACAUGUAGAUAUGGAAAUUAAUAUUUGGACUUCAUUUUAACAACUCAAAAUUUAUUUUGCAGAAAUACUUUCACAAUUGAAUAAUCUACUUGAAAUGCCAAGAGACAACUGUUAGUUACAUACUUGUUUAUAUUUAAUACAUACAAGAUUAUUUGGAAGUCUACAGGUUACCUUCCUAACAAAAAAUUGCUGUGAGUUAAUAAUAAUGAACUGUACUGGGUUUAGACCUAAAAUCCUGGCUUAUAUGUUAGUUGUUAGUGGUGGAACUUCUAUUGUAUUUUAUUAAUGACAGUGUUCUGUGUUCAGUGGGUGAAGAUUCUGCAGGGUGGGAUCUUACACUUUCAAAGACUGAAUAAUUAAAUGUCAAGUAAGCCUGCAAACCACUGAUGGCAUGCAGUAAUAUUGUGAUCUCACACUUAUUAACAAGAAAUAACCUUUAUAUUAUUUACAGAAGGUAGAGUAUAUAAAUCAGGUACGUACCAAGCACUGUUGUGCUAAUACACUGAUCAGGUUUAGACAAUGAGCUUUAGUUUUGUACUGUUUAGAAGUUCUAAUGUCAGUUUUCAGUACAAGAUUAAUGGGACAGUUUGACUUUCACUUUUUGUAGUGCUAGCAAAAUACUGUGAUUUUGAAUUAGACAUUAAUUCAAAUGGAAAUACUAUGUUUUAACACCAUAGUGCCCUUCUUAUGAGCUCUAUUUUACUUUAAUCUCCUGCUUGGCCUUAUAUUUAAAUUCCUAUGCAACUGAUAUUUUAUAUCUCUGUUUUUAAAAAUUAGAUAAUAUACCUGAAUGAUCCCCUUGUAAACCACUUGUUGCUCUUUCCUGGUACCGGAUUUUAAACUCUGUAUACUGUGAUCCUUUAUUUUACUAUGCCAGUUCCAAAUAAUAAUCUGCCUUGGUUUAGAAACAAUUUUUUGUUAUUUGGAAGAAGAUAGAAUUCUUUAAAUACAUGAAUGAGUUAGGUCUAGAUAGAAAACUUACUAACACUUUUGUUUUAUACAAAUGUCCUCAAUUAAGUGGUUGGUUUCAUUUUAUUGCCCAGUUGGUGUUUUUUUGUCCAGAUCAUUUAAAAGAUGAGUUUAAAGCUGCGUUGUUUUCUGGCAUGUUGGCCUUCAUACUGUGCCUAAUCUACCAUUGGUUGUUUCUCUUCCCUAACAGCCACAAUUUACAGUAUGUAAAUUUUCUUAUUCUUAACAAAGGUUCUUUUAAAAUUAGUAAUAUUUUGAUGCUUUGAAUGUUCAUUUUAAAAAAGAAACUAAACACAGUGCAUUUUGAGGUGAAUUUUAAAUAAAUCAAGUUGUUCUGUUUUGGUGUGUAAAA